This is a messenger RNA of Filobasidium floriforme, 1002 nucleotides long. RefSeq names its product succinyl-CoA ligase alpha-chain mitochondrial precursor. The transcript is spliced from 7 exons. Gene Ontology annotation, biological process: tricarboxylic acid cycle. Gene Ontology annotation, molecular function: succinate-CoA ligase (ADP-forming) activity; succinate-CoA ligase (GDP-forming) activity. The coding region runs from base 1 to 1002 and encodes 333 amino acids. NCBI's taxonomy places the organism in Eukaryota, Fungi, Basidiomycota, Tremellomycetes, Filobasidiales, Filobasidiaceae. Gene Ontology annotation, cellular component: mitochondrion; succinate-CoA ligase complex (ADP-forming). The record is from RefSeq and is a predicted model, not a curated record.
AUGUUCAAGCAGUCUCUCCGAAAAGCUACCGCUCAGGCCGUCGCUGGCCAGCGCUCAUUUGCCACUUCGUCCGUCGCUCGAGCUUCGUACGAGGAUACCAUCAAGAACUUGAGCAUCAACUCGAACACCAAGGUUAUGGUCCAGGGAUUCACCGGAAAGACCGGUACUUUCCACUCGAGACAAGCUUUGGACUUUGGAUCUAAAUACGUCUGCGGUGUUAGCCCAUCGAAAGCUGGCCAGAGCCACCUCGGUCUGCCCGUCUACGGUAGCGUUAGGGAUGCCAAGGAUAAGGAGAACCCGGACGCUACCGUCAUCUACGUGCCUCCUCCCUUUGCCGCCGGUGCCAUUCUCGAAGCCAUCGAAGCCGAGAUCCCCCUGAUCGUCACCAUCACCGAGGGUAUCCCGCAGAGGGACCAGUUGAUGAUUUACAACGCGCUCAGGAGCCAGAGCAAGACCAGGAUGGUCGGCGGCAACUGCCCGGGGAUGAUCGCCGAAAAGUGCAAGAUGGGAAUCAUGCCCGGGCACAUUUUCACCGAGGGAAAGAUCGGAAUCGUCUCCAGGUCCGGAACCCUGACUUACGAGGCCGUCAACCAAACCACCCUCGCCGGUCUCGGACAGACCUUGACCGUCGGUAUCGGUGGUGACCCUUUCCCCGGUACCCAACACAUCGACGUCGUCAAGGUCCUCCUUGAAGACCCCAAGACUCAGGGUAUCGUCCUGAUCGGAGAAAUCGGUGGAACCAUGGAGGAAGAGGCCGCUGCCUACCUCGAGCAGUUCAACAAGACCCGAUCGAACCCCAAGCCCGUCGUCUCGUUCAUUGCCGGUGCCACCGCUCCUCCUGGUAGGAGGAUGGGUCACGCCGGUGCCAUCAUCUCGGGAGGCAAGGGAACCGCUUCGGCCAAGGUCGAGGCCCUGGAAAAGGCCGGCGCCAAGAUCGCCACCUCUCCCGCUCAGAUCGGUGACUUGAUGUUGAAGGCGAUGAAGGAGGCUGGUCUCGCAUAG